This is a messenger RNA of Quercus robur (English oak), 552 nucleotides long. RefSeq lists its product as uncharacterized. Lineage: Eukaryota; Viridiplantae; Streptophyta; Magnoliopsida; Fagales; Fagaceae. The record is from RefSeq and is a predicted model, not a curated record. Bases 123 to 371 code for a protein of 82 amino acids. The transcript has a single exon.
ACAAAGACGACGUUCAGUCACAUUUACAUUCACAUCCUAUCUCUGAAUCUCUCCUCCUCUCUUUACCCUAUCCUCUCUUUCUGAAAACAAAAUCAUCAAAGAAACGAAGAAAAGAUCCAACGAUGGAGAAAAACUGCAGCUUCAUAUCGUGCGAAAAGAUAGAUCGUGCGGCCAACUGGGUAGGCUCCAACGUAGCCUCCGCCUUCUUCGCCUCACUGGAACGCUGCUCCUGUAUCAACCUCGGCACCACCGACCUCGAAGAAGACGAAAUCGACGAGGCCCAUGACCGACCUUUCUUGCUCUCCAAGCCCAUCAUCUCUGACUCUGAACCCAACAAGCCCAAACCCACCAUCGCUGUAGCUUCCAAUUGAAACCUAUAUAGAGUUUGUCUGUGAAUUAUUUUUUUUCUUUCUUUUGUACAGUAAAUCCCACGGUUUUUGGGGUUUCAAUUUCAUUGUUGCUUUAUGAAAAAUACUAGGUUGUGUUUGCUAUUCGUAUUCUUUUGUUGUAAAAAAUUAAUUAAAAAAAAUGGGGAAAACAAUUUGGUGUCAA